Lacerta agilis (Sand lizard) is the source of this 2663-nucleotide messenger RNA. RefSeq names its product haloacid dehalogenase-like hydrolase domain-containing 5. The transcript is spliced from 8 exons. Gene Ontology annotation, biological process: glycerophospholipid biosynthetic process. The record is from RefSeq and is a predicted model, not a curated record. Lineage: Eukaryota; Metazoa; Chordata; Lepidosauria; Squamata; Lacertidae. Bases 154 to 1530 code for a protein of 458 amino acids. Gene Ontology annotation, cellular component: mitochondrion.
GGAGGAGGGGCCGGCGGGGAAUGAGGCGAAGCCGGUGUCGGCUGUCGCUGCUGCCCGGCGCGGCGCCGGCGCCCGACUGGACAGUGGCAGGAGCGAGACCUGACGGAGGGGCCGCCGCCGGGCUGGGAGCUCCGUCUCCGCGAAGGGGCCGCCAUGAGGGCAAUGCUGCUGCUGCCGCCGCUCCUCCUCCGCCGGCCUCUGCCACCUCCGGGGCCGAGAAGGCUUUGCAGCGCCGCUUCCGCCGCCUCGGCUGCUCCUGCUGCCCCAGCCCCGGGGAAGAGCGAGGCGGGCUCGCAGCUCAACAUACAACCUACCUUUGGCUUUCUGUUUGACAUUGAUGGAGUAUUGGUACGAGGAAAGACACCAAUUCCAGGCGCAAGAAAAGCCUUUCAAAAACUACUUAAUUCUCAGGGAGAGUUUUCGGUUCCUGUAGUAUUUGUCACGAAUGCAGGAAACUGCCUUCGUCAGAAGAAAGCAGACCAGUUGUCUCAUAUUCUUGGAGUGCCAAUUUCCCAAGACCAAGUCCUGAUGUCCCACAGUCCUUUGCGAAUGUUCAGACGUUACCAUGACAAAUGUGUUCUUGUGUCUGGACAAGGGCCUCUUCUUGAUAUUGCUAAGCAUGUUGGAUUUUGUCAGCCUAUUACAAUCGACAGGCUGCGAGAAAACUUUCCCUUAUUGGACAUGGUUGACCAUGACAGAAGACCUAAAGUUUCACAUCCGCCUGAAGUGGAACUUCCCAAGAUUGAGGCGAUUGUUCUAUUUGGUGAGCCAGUGAGAUGGGAAACGAACCUGCAGUUGAUCAUAGAUGUUAUUUUGACAAGUGGCUAUCCUGGGAAUCCACAUGCUCAGGCAACUCACCCACAUAUUCCUGUACUGGCUUGCAACAUGGAUCUAAUGUGGAUGGCUGAAGCCCAGUCUCCAAGGUUUGGGCAUGGAACAUUCAUGGUUUGUUUGGAAAACAUUUACAAAAAGAUCACUGGCAAAGAGCUGAAAUAUGAGGCUUUGAUGGGAAAGCCUAGUGAACUGACCUAUCACUAUGCAGAAUACCUGAUCAGGACACAAGCAGCUGCAAAACAAUGGAAGAAGCCUAUUCAAACCCUCUAUGCCAUUGGGGAUAAUCUAAUGACAGAUAUUUAUGGUGCUAAUCUUUACAACCGCUACCUUCAAGAAAAGAACUUGAGACGAGGUUCCAAGGCACGAAUCCAGGCCAAAGCUGCCGGCGGCUCAAGAUCUGCCACAGUCUCUCAGGAAGAAGAACUCGAAAACACUUGGGAAAGUGAAUUAGCACCUGCAACUGCCACAAGCUGUAGGUCUGUCCUUGUUUGCACCGGAGUUUACAACCCUCACACAGAGGUGCCCUCUGACACGAGGGAGUGCAUAACUGAGACUGUGUUUCAUGGGCACAGGGAUUUUAGGUUUGAUCCUGCUUUAGUAGAACCAAACCACAUUGUUCCAGAUGUUGAAGCUGCUGUAGACUUAAUCUUCCAGUUAGAGAACUUUGCACCAAAUGAAAAUUACAGGACUCCUUAAUGACUUUCUUAACAUUUUGUAUUCUAUGUAAUUUUUCUUCCUGAAAAGCCAAACGGGAGCACUUAGUUGUAUAUCCUUCCUAACAUGUUUAUAUUUUUAUAUGUAACACUUCUAAUACACUCCUGCUUGUUCUAACAACACCUUUGAUAUCUUAACUUUGGUUUCUGUGCUCUGAUAAUCCCUUUGCAUCCAACACCCUUGCUAUGGACUGUGCUUUUUGUAUGAAUUGUUUUCUGCAUGCUGACUUCACUAUUUAGCCACGGAGUUAAAUCUAAUUCUCUGAACAGUGAGAAAGAACAUCAGCUGUGUUCAGCAGUCAAGGCAAGUCUGUUUUAGAUAGUGUGUAAUGAACUCUAUGCAGUUCCGAGCUUAAAGCAGGGGUGGCUAACCUCCCAGAUCCUGUUGUACUCCAGUUCCCAUGAAUCCCAGCCAGCAUGGCUUCUGGUGAGAAUUUGUGGGAGUUGUAGUCCAAUAAUGUUUGAAGAGCCAUAGGUUAGCCAACCCUGAUUUAUAUGUUUAUUCCUAAGGGAUUAUAGUAUUCCCCUCCAUAACAUCUUGCUUUCUUUUGCUAUGAAUUCCAUCCAAAAAAAUCAGUGGCUCAUUGUACUCUUUUCUCUGUUUCCUUUAUGGAAAAUAGAAUAUGCACUUCAGGGGAAACGUUGUGUUCCGUGCUUUUCUUUGGAUUUCAGCUGAAGCUCAAUUGACUAAAAUUAUGGCACAAGCCAUAAAUUUGUGCAAACACCAGUGGGCUGAAUGGGAUUUGAGCGGUAUAAUAUUUUGCUCAAAUCCUGUUCUAAAGAGCUAGAAGUUUCUGGUAGGCUUUAUCCCUUAUCUGUCUGGAUUUAUCAUUAAACUCUUAAAUACACUCAAGUUUUAUUAUUAAUCACAGUGUUUCUCCUGCACUGAACUGCAGAAUGCACAAUAGCUGUUUGAGCUACUUUCUUAAACCUGAAACUCCAAACCACGGUGGCAAUGUUGAACAUGCUAGUGAGGUUCCUUCCCUCUGCGAAGUAUCAUGUAUCUGGUCUUUAAUGGCCAUGUAUCUCAUGGAUGUAAAGUUUUAAAUAAUAACUUAUUUCUUAUGUUACCAGUUUUAUAAAGCAUUAUGUUUAACUAAAAAAACAAAAACAAAC